GCCGAAAAAAUUUGCUUCUUUCCCUUUCAAGUUUACACGUUCAAAUCAAUAGCUGCGUGUUCUGGUUUCCAGCUAUUUAUUAUAAUAUCUCAGUUAGUAGCUAAAAAUCAUCUUUUAAAAUGUACUCCAACGAUGAUUAUGCAGAAGGGGGCUACGACGAUUAUGGAUACGAUAUGGGAACGGUAGAUGAUGGAAUAUAUGAACGGGGUUACUAUCCGAUGCACGAAGAUGUAAAAAAAUUUUUGGUAUAUUUUUGCAACGUGAUCAAGGGUGGAGUCGUUUACGAGAUUCAAAAUUUGUACGAAAACACCUUUCCCAAGCUAAGCGAACAGCACUUUGAAAAAAAGGCUUGGCCUAGUGAGGAGGAAGUGGCUCACCUAGUGGAUAACGACAAUCUGUUCAUGAUUCUGUACAAGGAACUCUACUACAGACAUUUACACGCCAGGAUUCAGGGCGGUCCGUCGUUGGAACAACGUUUGAAUUCGUUCUAUAACUAUUGCAAUUUUUUCAAUUAUAUUCUGCCUUCAAAGGAACCGGUCCAGUUGGAGCUUCCCGACAUAUGGUUAUGGGAACUGAUCGACGAAUUUGUAUAUCAGUUUCAAAAUUUUGCUCAGUACCGUGCAAGGUUGACAGACAAGAGCGAUGAAGAAAUGGACACAUUGCUGAACAAUAACAGCAAAGUAUGGAAUAUUCUUUGCAUUCUGAACGUUCUCCAUUCGUUGGUUUCGAUGUCAAAGAUUAAGGAUCAACUGGAAGCUGCUGCUGCUGGUCAUGAUCCAGAAGAGGUUGCCGGUGAAUUCGGUCGUCAUUCAUUCUACAAAAUGCUGGGAUACUUUAGUUUGGUUGGUCUAUUGCGAGUUCAUUCGCUUUUGGGUGAUUAUCAUCAAGCUAUUAAAGUGCUGGAGCCUAUCGAGAUUCAUAAGAAAAGCCAAUACUCGCAUAUCCCUGCUUGUCAAAUUUCGACAUCUUACUAUGUUGGAUUUGCUUAUAUGAUGAUGAGACGUUACUCUGAUGCUAUUCGCACUUUUUCUUCGAUCCUUCUGUAUAUCCAGCGCACCAAACAGUUGUAUAGCGCUCGGUCUUACCAGAACGAUCAGAUCAACAAACAAACGGAUCAAAUGUAUCACUUGCUGGCCAUUUGUCUGGUACUGCAUCCUCAAUGUAUUGACGAAUCAAUUCAACAAGUACUACGCGAGAAGAACUACCAUGAUAAUAUGUAUAAAAUGCAGUGCGGUGAUUUGGAUACAUUCCGCACUUUCUUUGUAUUUGCCUGCCCGAAAUUCGUUUCUCCGGUCCCGCCACCACCAGACGCACCGAUUGAUGACUACGUUAAGGAAGCUUUGGAACACCAAACGAACGUUUUCAUGGAUGAAGUGCGUCAGCAGCAAGAACUACCAACUAUUCGUUCAUAUUUGAAGUUGUACACCACUCUCCCGUUACUGAAACUGGCAUCGUUCAUGGAUAACAUUCCACAGGACGAAAUCGGUGAGCAGAAAAUCGAAAACCUGCUUACGCAUUUGCUUUGUUUCAAGCAUAAAAUGAAGAACAUAGUUUGGACCAAAGGAGCAAGUGGUUUGGAAGGCAAGUUCCAGUCCGGUUCCGAGCUAGAUUUCUUCAUCGACAAGGAUAUGAUUCACAUCGCUGACACUAAGGUUUCGCAUCGUUAUGGCGACUUUUUCAUUCGCAAGAUUAUGAAAUUUGAAGAUUUGAACCGUCGUUUGCAUAACUUGAAGGGUUGAAAUUGAGACCAAAAUUUAGCAAUCGUACAGUCCUAUCGACCAUUCUUAAAACAUACAAUUGUAACCUACAAAAAUAACGAAUAAAAAGAAGAUAUUCUUAAGGA
Malaya genurostris is the source of this 1843-nucleotide messenger RNA. RefSeq names its product eukaryotic translation initiation factor 3 subunit L (gene eIF3l). Gene Ontology annotation, cellular component: eukaryotic translation initiation factor 3 complex; cytoplasm. The transcript is spliced from 2 exons. Gene Ontology annotation, molecular function: protein binding; translation initiation factor activity. Bases 120 to 1739 code for a protein of 539 amino acids. The record is from RefSeq and is a predicted model, not a curated record. Gene Ontology annotation, biological process: translational initiation. NCBI's taxonomy places the organism in Eukaryota, Metazoa, Arthropoda, Insecta, Diptera, Culicidae.